Molecule: messenger RNA, 2525 nt
Organism: Girardinichthys multiradiatus
Lineage: Eukaryota; Metazoa; Chordata; Actinopteri; Cyprinodontiformes; Goodeidae
Gene: hoxc9a
Product: homeobox C9a
Exons: 2
Coding region: 1104-1892 (262 amino acids)
Biological process (GO): embryonic skeletal system morphogenesis; DNA-templated transcription; regulation of transcription by RNA polymerase II
Cellular component (GO): nucleus
Molecular function (GO): RNA polymerase II cis-regulatory region sequence-specific DNA binding; DNA-binding transcription factor activity, RNA polymerase II-specific
Source: RefSeq, a predicted model, not a curated record
GAAUCCCUGCUUCACAGUUUUCUGACUAGCAGACGUGCAAGUCAGCAGGAAACAAAAGUAGCAUUUUCCAUUUCAUGAAAGCUUUAACUGAGUUACCUCCCAUAAAUAAACACAUUUAUCUCAUCUUUUUGCACCCUCUUUUUGCUGUUUUCGGCCUUUUUGAUUACAUGAUUUUGCAUUUGUAUUUUUUUGCAGACGCAUACAGUGGUGCCGGCUUUAUUUUUUAGCAGGGAUCUCGGAUUCACUCCAUAUUAACGACACGUUUAUGAACAAUCAAAUGGUCCUCGUUAAAAUUUAUUGAUGGGCAUAAAAACCUCAAACGGUCACUGGCCGAAUAUAGUUGGCUUUUUUAGUGGGCUGUGAGUCUGUCAGCUUUCGGAAUCCCCUCCUCGGCUGUAUCUCCACAAACCCCAUUUAGGGAAUGUUUGGUCUGCAGGCUCUCGUAAAAAGCCGUGCAAACUGCAUCCCGUAUUUUGAUUCUCCCUGGUUUCCGCCGUCCACUUCUCCCUGCUGCAGCUGCUGCCAUGAAGGCAUAUCUCUUUAUACAUCCCUGAAAAACAAUAAACAGUAUUCUACGAGUAGUUAUAAACGCUUCACUUUAUCAAAUGCUGGUUUGCAGAAGAUAAAACGAGCCAACGAUUCAAUAAACGCUUUAAUGCAGUAUCUGUUGAAGUAGCAUGGAGCCCUGACAGAGAUUAAUUACACCAUCAAAUAGUUCCCUGCUUUAACACGCAAUGUGCGCAAGUCUGUGCUGCGACUGGAUAAAGAUUAAGCAGCAGCAGCACUGCGCAUGAAUGUUUUCCUCAUGAACAAAAAAGAAAAAUUAUGUUUAAUGUUACCUCUAUAAGUCAAGGAAGGGAGGAAAGAGCACUUUAUUUAAUCCCAUUUAUGUACAUUGGUAUCCCUGGAUCACUCGCGCAUUGAUCCAUUGCACAAUUUUUGUGGGGGUAAAUAUAAUCACGUGUCGGCGGGUCAGCCAAUAGGAGCCAGGGAAGCUUUGAGAAAUAAUUACCUGCCUUGAUUGUUCUAUGGCUAGAUAAAAAAGUACACAUACACUCCAUAUAAUAAACGGAUGCAUGUAAAAGAGUCAGGGAGGCUUCGACAUGUCGACUACGGGUCCCAUAAGUAGUUAUUAUGUGGACUCCUUGAUCAACCAUGAGAGCGAGGAUGUUCUUGCUGCGACUCGGUUCUCGGCUCCCGGUUCGCACCCAGCUGGCCCCCGUCCGACGUCCCUAGUCCCGGAGUGCGCCGACUAUCCUUCCUGUAGUUUUGCACCCAAGCCGACUGUCUUCUCCACGUCUUGGGCCCCCGGACACUCCCAGUCAUCAGUGGUCUACCAUCCGUACAGCCACCAGCCCCACUUAGGAACUGACUCGAGGUAUAUGCGCUCAUGGCUGGAGCCGAUCUCUGGCGCCGUGCCUUUCCAUAGCUACCCGGGGAACGGCAGGCAUUACGGGCUGAAGCCCGACGCCUUCCAGGAGCACAGAGCCGGGGAGUGCCUCAGCUCCGGCGGACGGACCUACACGGAUUAUCUGUACUGCUCAUCCACAGACAUGCGGGAAAAGACGCCGCAGAACGUCCCCUCUCCAGAGUCCGAGCUUCUGGCGUCUGGGAAGCAUAAGGAGGAGAAGCCGGAGCUUGAUCCUAAUAACCCAGUGGCCAAUUGGAUACAUGCCCGCUCUACAAGGAAGAAACGGUGUCCUUACACAAAGUACCAGACUCUGGAACUGGAAAAGGAGUUCUUGUUCAAUAUGUACCUCACCAGAGACCGCAGAUACGAGGUCGCAAGGGUACUGAAUCUGACCGAGAGGCAGGUCAAAAUCUGGUUUCAGAACCGGCGAAUGAAGAUGAAGAAAAUGAACAAGGACAAGAGCGACAGCAAGGAACAAUAAUAAGGACUGCAGUGGGGAAAAAUAAUAAAUUAAUGGAUAAAAUACAAAUAAAAUAAAAUAAAAACAUGGACAGCAUAGAUUUACCAAAACAUGAAGCCUUCCUCACGUCCUUCAUCAUAUCUGUCACUUUGUUGGAUUUUCAUUUUUGUAGUACCAUUAACCUGACUGGUUAAUAUUUAGUGCACAAUUAAACGUUUGAGGAAAAAGAUGGGACAAAAAAAAUAGAGAAAGACUUUUGUGACGAGAACAUUCUGCUUUCACGUUUAUAUUUCUUUGUAAGUAAAAUAUAAAUGAGCAACGUUUGGAUGCGACAAAAACUGUCCGAAGAAAUAAAAUACUUGAAUUAUUUUUGAAUUUCACCAGAAACACUAUAAUUUAUGAUCUGAAUGUUUUUCUUUUUUCCUCCAUGUUUAUUUCAUUUGUAUACGCUCUGGCGCAGGUGUAGAGUAUUUUGUACAGAAUCAGAAGCAUUUGCCAGCGCCUCGUCUGUGUUGUAUUUUGUGAUAGUUGUUGCUGUUUAUGUGCAUCAAGCUUUUUCUUUCUGUCUUUUAAUGUUUUGGCCGUUUAGCUGGCGAGUUUUAAUUAUAGAGUGUAGCUAUAUAGAGCUCUGCAAAUAUAAUCAUAAUCACAUAA